Cantharellus anzutake is the source of this 1230-nucleotide messenger RNA. RefSeq lists its product as uncharacterized. Gene Ontology annotation, biological process: protein K48-linked deubiquitination. Gene Ontology annotation, molecular function: cysteine-type carboxypeptidase activity; cysteine-type deubiquitinase activity; K48-linked deubiquitinase activity. Gene Ontology annotation, cellular component: cell periphery; cytosol. The record is from RefSeq and is a predicted model, not a curated record. Lineage: Eukaryota; Fungi; Basidiomycota; Agaricomycetes; Cantharellales; Hydnaceae. Bases 1 to 1230 code for a protein of 409 amino acids. The transcript is spliced from 5 exons.
AUGAGCGCGAAUGCGGUUCAAGAGUCACUAGAUUCCGUAUGGAGACUCAAAGGAAUAAAAUAUCCUCCCAAGUCCAAGAACUUGUUCAAAAUUGUGACCCAGAACCGGAAUGGGCCAUGCUCACUCAUCGCGCUUGUAAACAUUCUGAUAUUGAGGCGAUCGAUCACAAUUCUUCCUGCUGAAAGGACAUACGUCUCGUAUGAGUAUCUUGCAUCACUGGUUGCCGAUUAUUUGGUGAAUUCGCACCACUCUUUAUCCGAAGUUGAUUUGAAUGCUGCACUUGCGGUUCUCCCCUUAAUACAAGAGGGAAUGGAUCUGAAUCCUCGGUUCACCGGCAUAUCGUCCUUUAGCGACUCGUCCGGCAAAGGGGAAUUGAAACUCUUUCAGCUCUGCGGAGUGACCUUGGUCCAUGGGUGGCUCGCAGAUCCAUUUUCUUCCGAAUACUCCGUCAUUUCAAAGGCCGGAGAUUAUGAUACCGCUCUUAAUCUAAUCGUAGCGGGUGAAGAAAGUCCGCAGAAUACCGACCAUAAUACCGACAACGAUACACAUUAUCGUGAUGCGGUAGUGAUCCGGCAAUUCCUGGAGUCAAACAGCACACAAUUGACGUAUUAUGGCCUAUUCAGCCUACUCGAUAUUGACUCCGGAUUAUACGCCUUCAUCCGAAAUUCCCAUCUUUCCGUUUUGCUGAGGUACACUGGGCCUGACUCAGAGUCGUCACUCUGGACACUGGUUACCGACAGCAAUUUCUCGCGAGAACCUGAGGUUGUUUGGGAAAGUCUCGGUGAUGUUGACGGCUCAAGUUCUCGCUUUGUCAACGGCGAUUUGAUUCUGUCCAGUACUGCAGGUGGUGAUUUUGCCGGAACGACUACCGAAAAGGUCCUACAAGGAACUGAAGCCGUCGGAAAUGCGAAUUACGAUAUAGACCUGGCGCUGGCCAUUCAACUCCAAGCAGAAGAAAACGAGCUUAUUCCUGACAGUGGGCGUCUGAAUCCGGAAAGCGGCCCCUCGUCAACAGGCUCCGCGACACCUGUCCCAGUCCACAAUAUUCAGUCUAACACGCCUAGAGCGCUGGUCACACCCAACCCUGGCCCUAUGGCCCAUGGACACCAACCAGCGCGGCAACAGAUACCGCGCAACAAUACACUCCGGCCCGCCCCCCCAUCUUUGGGAGCAGUGCCACGAAGAAAAGAUGGGCCACGAGUAAGGGACAGUGGUUGCAUAAUCAUGUAA